Messenger RNA from Fusarium tjaetaba, 582 nucleotides. RefSeq names its product cupin domain protein. The transcript has a single exon. Lineage: Eukaryota; Fungi; Ascomycota; Sordariomycetes; Hypocreales; Nectriaceae. The record is from RefSeq and is a predicted model, not a curated record. The coding region runs from base 1 to 582 and encodes 193 amino acids.
AUGGAUAGCAAAGCACCUGCAGACAACGCAAGAAAGGACCUCAGGCCGAUCAAGCGAUUUGUCACCACCCAUACACCCGAGGGAACCACUACCUUCUCGAACGCCUUAUCUGAGGACGCUCCCUUUCAAACCCUCCCAGACAAUGUCGAUUUUGCUCUCUGCUAUGCAACCGACCAAUUCCCGGUCAACCUCAAUGAUGAAACAGAUAUUGAUACCUAUCGGCACUACACUGAAAACCUUCCUGGAAUCACUCUACCCACGGGAACAGUCCUUCGCGUCGUGGAUAUACCUCCUGGCGCGAUAUCGCCUAUGCAUCGCACCAUCAGCUUGGAUUAUGGAGUCGUCUUGGAAGGGGAGAUCGACUUGAUCCUUGACUCUGGUGAGAAGCGAGUCAUGAAAAGAGGUGAUAUCUCAGUCCAGCGGGGGACCAAUCAUGCUUGGAAGAAUAGAAGUGAGGAAUCAUGGGCACGAAUGCUGUAUGUUUUGCAGCCGGCUACAAGCCUGAGAGUUGCCGGUCAGGAACUUCACGAUAACUCGAUGCAUACUAUUCCUGGGUAUGAGGAAGAGGGGGGCAAGAACUAG